GCACUCAAAGUCACAAAAUUUUCAAAGUAAACACCACAACUGUGACUAUGACACACUUACAACUGUCAGGCUCUUGAGUCAGGUCGUCAAAAGAUGGCCUUGACACUUGCUGACAGAGCAGUUGGAGCCAUCCUUGGAGCUGCAGUUGCUGAUGCAGCAGCUCAACCACUUCACUGGAAUUACAGGCCAGAGAGGCUGAAGGCUCUCCUCGAUGAGCUGGAGCCGUGUCCAGAGUUUCGCCCUGAGUCGGCCAACCCUUUUUACCUCAGGAAGACCGGAGAGCAGUCAUGCUAUGGAGACCAGGCCUACGUGUUGCUUGAGUCCCUGAGCGAAUGUGGGGGUUUAAAUGUGGAAGACCUGACAAAGCGUAUGUACAAGUUUUUUGGCCCAGGGACAGUGUACGACCUCCCACUCAACAACCCCUACCGACCCAAAGGAGGUCCAAGGGCUAUCCUUCCUAUUCCAGGACCCUGGAGGAAUGGAAGCCUCAAAGCCUUCAUGAGGAAUGUAGACUCAAGGAAAGAAGCAAGUGGCAGCGAAGAGGACAAUCAGAUGGACGGUGUGACCAAGCUGGCUCCCGUGGUGGCACUAUAUGCUGGCAGGCCCGAGAUGCUGGAGCAGGUGGAGGCGGCCGUACGUGUCACCCAGGACAAUGAUGCGUGUGUGGCGGUCACCCUGGCUGCGGCCAGGUUCCUGGAGCAUUAUAUCCUGAAUGGCCCUGACCCCAAAGCAUUGGAUGCUGUUUUGGAGCAGCUGAAUGAUCGAAACAGAAAGAACCCACAGAAUCUAGAUAAAGCUGUUGCAGCACACAUCCAUCAGGUCAAGCAGAAUCUGGCCAAGACUACUCAGGAGCUGAUCCCCGUGGUGUUCUCAAACACAUGAGGUUUGCCAGGUGCAUUCCAGGGCGCACUGCAUGGAGUUCUGACCUCCAGCCAGCUGGACGAGGCUGUCCGGACCACCAUGCGGUGUGGGGGAUGCACCUGCAGCCGUUCCUCCUUCAUCGGAGCUUGUUUUGGGGCUCAGAUGGGCCCUGAGGGGAUCCCGGAGUCUUGGAGGAGCAGGACCCUCAGGUAUACAGUCCUGCUAGAGCUGGCGACCAAAGUCGUAAGCCUGCGGGAGCCUUAACAUUGUGGCUCACAGUGUUAUUUUCCUUUGUGGUCUGCUGCAAAAACAUGUUAUGGAUUUUGCUUGAGUGUUAAAUAAGUAGAGAAAUCACAUUACAUAAUGAUAUUAGCAGAAGGCCAGGAUCAACCUAUAAUUAGGUUUUUCUAGUUUCCAAUGGGCCUCUGUAACACAGUAGCACUGCAACACAACAGCCCAUGAGAGUUUUGUCUUAAAGUCUUGAUUGAUAAAACUUGAUCCCCCUUGUUUGGUUCCAUGUGCAAUGUGUUCAUAAGAGUGAUUUCACAUGUGGUAGUGCCAGUCCACAAUAAUACAUUUCUUUGACUUUGAUCUGGAGGAGGUAUGUUUUAUGUAUUUUGGCUCAGAAUACAGUGUGUGUAAAACUAAUAAAAUCUACAUUAAAAAAAACA
Molecule: messenger RNA, 1532 nt
Organism: Alosa alosa (allis shad)
Lineage: Eukaryota; Metazoa; Chordata; Actinopteri; Clupeiformes; Clupeidae
Product: crystallin J1C-like
Exons: 10
Source: RefSeq, a predicted model, not a curated record